AAAAACGUCAAAAUUCAAUAGUGUCUUUUUCUAGUAUGAAAUGUCAAAUUUUAUUUAAGAUAACUUAAAUGGUUUUCUCAAAUAUUUGUUUUUACAACAAAACACAAAGUGUUCAUAAGUAAUACAUUGCAAGUGCCAUCAACUUCAGUAUGUCCCUAGAGCAAACCGCAUGUGAAGAUAUCAUUUCAGAUUUAAAAGCCUUUGAAAGACGACUUACUGAGGUUAUAGCUUGUUUACAUCCAUCCACAAUAAGAUGGAGAAUUGUACUCAUAGUUGUUUCGAUAUGUAUAGCCACAGGCGCCGGCCAAUGGUUGAUGGACCCAGAAACACGCAUAGUUCCACUUUCACAAUCUCUCACAAAUCAUCCAUUCUUUAUUGUUUCUACUAUUAUGUUCCUAAUAAUUUUGUUCCUUGGUGUGCACAAGAGAGUAAUAGCAGCUUCCAUCAUAACAUCUAGGACUAGGGAAGUUUUAAAUGAUUUUAACAUGUCUUGUGAUGAUUCAGGUAAACUUAUUUUGAGACCUCGGCCUACAAAUAUUACGUGACAAAUAUGUUAUCACAUUAAGUCCAUUUUCAAGCAAUUUUUAUUUUUACUAGACUUGUUACCUUGUGAAUAAUGUUCUCUUCAAUAAAUUUUUUAUCAAAGAAA
This is a messenger RNA of Zophobas morio, 649 nucleotides long. Its product is annotated as nuclear envelope phosphatase-regulatory subunit 1-like. Lineage: Eukaryota; Metazoa; Arthropoda; Insecta; Coleoptera; Tenebrionidae. Gene Ontology annotation, cellular component: Nem1-Spo7 phosphatase complex; cytoplasm. The record is from RefSeq and is a predicted model, not a curated record. The transcript has 4 exons. The coding region runs from base 150 to 545 and encodes 131 amino acids.